AUGGAUCUCUGUUACGACACUUUGAACGGAUCCUGUGGGAGGUACGGCCGGCACUCUGACGUCUACGUUCCGAUGUUUAUCACCAUGAUGUUGACCACUUUCAUAACUGUUGUUGGGAAUCUACUGGUCAUUAUCUCCAUCGGACAUUUCAAGCAACUCCACACGCCAACGAACCAGCUCAUUCUCUCUCUCGCAGUUUGUGACUUUCUUCUCGGACUGUGUAUCAUGCCGUUGAGUGCCGUCCGUUCCAUGCAGGGCUGUUGGUACUUCGGUGACAUCGUCUGUAAGAUACACACAUGCUGUGACAUCACGCUCAGCACGGCCUCCAUUUUCCACCUCGUGUGCGUGUCGACCGAGCGUUACUUCUCCGUGUGCCGGCCGUUGACGUACCGCACCUUCAUCAGAUUUUCGACGGUGCUUUUCAUGAUAGCCUUCAGCUGGCUGGUCCCUGCCAUAUUUGCUGCCACGAUGAUCUUUGGCGAACUCAAUAUCAAGGGCAGCAGGGGCUUCUAUGAUGCACACGUGAAAUGCGUGGGAGGGUGUCCCGUUUUCUUCGGACGUGGUUCGGCGGUGGUCUCCUCCAUGGUUUCAUUCUACGUUCCCGCUCUGAUCAUAACUGGAAUAUAUUCAAGUAUCUACGCGGUUGCUUUGAACCAAGCCAGAUCCAUUAGUCGUCUGUUUAAUCAGUUGAGGAGAGAUUAUCCGUUGGGAGAUGUACAACACAAAACGCAUAAGGCUACGAUAACCAUCGCUAUCGUGGUUGGGGUUUUCCUUAUUUGCUGGACCCCGUUUUUUCUUUUUAACAUCAUGAAUCCUUUUAUCGGGUACAUCAUCCCUCCGAUGCUGAUUGAUGCUCUCGUUUGGUUUGGCUAUGCCAAUUCCACGUUAAAUCCAUUUAUUUAUGCAUUUCUGUAUUCUUGGUUCAGGAAGGCUGUGAGAAUCAUAGUAACUGGAAAGAUAUUCCAGCACAACAGUAGUAGAGAACAGCUGUAUACGUAA
This is a messenger RNA of Triplophysa dalaica, 999 nucleotides long. It is a transcript of the gene taar1b, whose product is annotated as trace amine associated receptor 1b. Gene Ontology annotation, cellular component: membrane. Gene Ontology annotation, molecular function: trace-amine receptor activity. The transcript has a single exon. The record is from RefSeq and is a predicted model, not a curated record. The coding region runs from base 1 to 999 and encodes 332 amino acids. Lineage: Eukaryota; Metazoa; Chordata; Actinopteri; Cypriniformes; Nemacheilidae. Gene Ontology annotation, biological process: adenylate cyclase-activating adrenergic receptor signaling pathway.